AUGCCCCCGUUUGAUGCCGCCAGCUUGCUUGUCGACACUUAUUUUGACCGAGUGCACUGGUUCAUGCUAAUUUUCCAACAAGACGAAUUCCGUCGGCGAUGGCCGAAGCUCUAUCAACGCCAACCUGGCCGAGCAGCAGAUCAUUCCUCGAACGCUGCAUUCUUGAGCACAUUUCUAGUGGUGAUUGCCAUCGGACUUCAUUACGUCGGCCCCUACCGGCAAGCACUGUUGGUCAAACACGGCGUGGACUCAAGCCUGAAAGAUCGUAUCUUGUCAACGGUAAAAGCCAAGCUCUUGGAUGUCAUGUCGCUCGGCUCACUCGAAGCAGCGCAGACCUGCGUGCUGCUCGGAACCUAUUACUUGUAUCAUGGCUCCCCUCGCCUGGCAUGGCCUGUAUGCGGCUGUGGACUUCGAAUCGCCCAGGCGUUGCACUUGCAUCACCGGCUGAGGCUUCCGGGAUCACCUCAUUUCCGCCAGCAGUAUGAAACACGGAAGCGGUGUUGGUGGGCGAUCUACGAAAUUGAGACCUUUUCAGCCGUAGUGUACGGCUAUCCUCACAGUAUUCGGGAUGCCGAUUGUGAUGUAGAGCCCUUGGAUCCAUCAGCGAAGUUACAUGUCGUUCAAUCUCCGAGCACAUUUGACGAACCUCUAGCGUGUCAGACAACGUUAUUGUCCUACAAAUACUUCAUGUCUAAAUUGUCCGUGAUAACGAAAGCAGCCUUAAACGAGCUUUAUCGCACUAAGUCUUCGCCAUCAGAAGACGAGACAUUCUCGCGAUCGCGAUUGGACUUGCAAGACACUCUACGAGCAGUGGCCAAAUACAAUGGUCGCUUACAACAAUGGCGAACUGAAGUCCCUCUUGAUCUGCAAUGGGACCAUGUUGCUGGCCAAGCCAAUUACUCGAGUCCGGAAGAAAUUGAUUGUGACAUUGGCGCUUCGGGGCCUCGCUUUCAGAACCAUAUCUAUCAACUCCAGGCCCUGGCUUUGAUGCUCGCAUUUGAAAAUGCCAUGAUUCUUACACACCGCCCACUUCUCUCCUACAGAAUGCGAAAUACGAACGAGGCCGGGGUUCUCCCAGACAACUCCGGACGAGCAGACUCGUCUACGCCCAACUCUUUCGCCUCGUCACUAGAGGCAUGCCGCGCUGCCGCUCUUAGAAUGUCUUCUAUCCAGUCGAGUCCAGUGGUCAAACUUGUCGCCGAAACCUACGCGGUGACAUUCGUCAGUAUACACACUUUCACUGCCGGGAUCACCCUGGGUAUUCUGUGUAGCAUGGAUCCGUUGAAUCCGCAGUCCAGCAUCUCCAAAGUAGGACUCCAGAGGGCGAUGGAGACUCUGGAGGAUUUGAGGUCACGAUCGGUGGUGGCAGAGCAAGGAGUAGACAUUCUUCAACGACUGACCCAGCUAGUAAUUCAGAAAGAGUUAGAUGUCAUGCUAGGUAAGGGUAAGCGUGCGGAGACCUCGCUGUCAAGCGCCACGACGGAAUCGUUCAGUUAUGCUUCAGGGAAUGAACCACAAGCUCUCUCUAAGAGCGGCACAUCUCCGGGUACUGUAUCAGGCGACAUUAUACAACCUGAUCAUCCUACUGUCGACAUUGCAUCGAAUUUCGCCACCUUCCAUUUUACUCCCGAUCCUGCGCUAACAGACGCACUACAUGAUUUUGAUCAAGCAUUGCUAUCUUAUGCACCCCAACCUGAGGGAGGGGCCGAAGAAACCGCAGAGAACCCGUUUCUGUGGCCGCCAACUUUAGACGGUUUCCCUAUCUUGGAGCAGACAUGGAUGUGGGAUCUUGAGAAUGAUGCAUUCGCUGGCGAAGAAGUUAAACACCCAUAG
Messenger RNA from Aspergillus homomorphus CBS 101889, 1833 nucleotides. Its product is annotated as transcription factor domain-containing protein. Gene Ontology annotation, biological process: DNA-templated transcription. Gene Ontology annotation, molecular function: DNA binding; zinc ion binding. NCBI's taxonomy places the organism in Eukaryota, Fungi, Ascomycota, Eurotiomycetes, Eurotiales, Aspergillaceae. The record is from RefSeq and is a predicted model, not a curated record. The transcript has 2 exons. The coding region runs from base 1 to 1833 and encodes 610 amino acids.